Messenger RNA from Caenorhabditis remanei, 1554 nucleotides. RefSeq lists its product as uncharacterized. The transcript has 5 exons. The record is from RefSeq and is a predicted model, not a curated record. Lineage: Eukaryota; Metazoa; Nematoda; Chromadorea; Rhabditida; Rhabditidae. Bases 1 to 1554 code for a protein of 517 amino acids. Gene Ontology annotation, molecular function: monooxygenase activity; iron ion binding; heme binding.
AUGAUAAUCUUCCUUUCAAUUACCACUGCUAUAAUUGGAAUUAUAAGCUUCUACCUCUGGACAUGGACCUAUUGGAGACGUCGUGGAAUCUCGGGUCCCGCCGGGUAUCCAUUCUUAGGAAGCGCUCUGGAAAUGCUAUCCUCUGAAAACCCUCCUUACCUCCAAUUGAAAGAAUGGACUAAAGAAUAUGGGCAUGUUUACGGUAUCACAGAAGGAUUAUCUAAGACCUUGGUCAUCUCGGAUCCCGAUUUAAUCCAAGAAGUAUUUGUGAAGCAAUACGAUAAUUUCUUCGGGAGAAAACUAAACCCAAUCCAAGGAGACCCGGAUAAGGAUAAGAGAAUUCACUUGUUCGCUGCUCAGGGGCACAGAUGGAAGCGAUUGAGAACUAUUUCCAGUCCAACUUUCUCAAAUAACAGUUUGAGAAAAUUAAUGACCACCGUAGAGGACAGUGCAUUGGAGUUGUUGAGACACAUCGAGGACAAGACUGCAGGAGGGAAACCGAUUGAUUUGUUGACAUUCUACCAAGAAUUCACUCUCGACGUCAUCGGUCGUAUUGCUAUGGGUCAAACCGACUCUCAAAUGUUCAAGAAUCCAAUGCUUCCAUAUGUCCGUGCGAUCUUCGGUGAACCCCGCAAAGCCAUCUUCUUGAGUGGAACAGUUGCUCCAUUCACCGGGCCAAUUCUCAGAAAAGUGAUAUUCUCGUUGCCACAAGUCUUCAAAAACCCAGCAGUCCAUAUCAUCCGACAAACAAUGGAAGCAGUGGAAAACCGAAUUGCUCAACGGAUGGCCGAUGAGAAAGCAGGAAUUGAGCCAGGAGAGCCGCAAGACUUCAUUGACUUGUUCUUGGAUGCAAAGUCAGAUGAUCUAGAAAUUGAGAAUAAUGAGGAUUUCACAAAGACCGGAAUAAAAGUUACAAGACAACUAACCACCGAUGAGAUCGUAGGACAGUGCUUUGUCUUCCUUGUCGCUGGAUUCGACACCACUGCCUUGUCCCUUUCUUACUCCUCAUUCCUCUUGGCUACUCACCCAGAAAUCCAGAAGAAACUUCGAGAAGAGGUGGAUACAGUCUGCAGGGACCCAGAGAUCACAUUCGAUCAACUAUCCAAGCUGAAAUAUUUGGAAUGUGUCGUCAAGGAAACUUUGAGAUUAUAUCCGCUGGGAGCGCUUGCCAAUUCUCGUCGUUGUAUGCGUGCCACCAAAAUCGGUAACUACGAGAUCGAGGAGGGUGUUGAUGUGAUGUGUGACACGUGGACACUCCAUUCGGAUAAGAAGAUUUGGGGAGAGGAUGCAGAGGAGUUUAAACCAGAGAGAUGGGAAUCCGGCGACGAACACUUCUUCCAAAAAGGCGGUUACAUUCCAUUCGGUCUUGGUCCCCGUCAAUGUAUCGGAAUGCGUUUGGCGUAUAUGGAGGAGAAGCUUCUUCUCUGCCACAUUCUGAGAAAGUACACACUGGAGACAUGUCAGAAAACUCAGAUUCCAUUGAAAUUAAUCGGGUCAAGGACAACACAACCGGAGAGUGUCUGGCUGAAUUUGAAGCCAAGGGAUGAUAAUUGA